AUGGCUCGAGUAACCUUUGGCGGUAGAGAUGCCACGGGCUUUCCACUCUAUUUCAACCCUAAUAUCUUUUUCACAUCUGACCCAUCUGAUCCUACUCCUGCUAUUCCAACUCGAGAUGUGCCUGUCUACAUCUUUGCCUCGGUAACUAACAUUGGGAAAGAGACCACCAACGGGGCUUCCGUCAAAUUCUGGAUCUGCAGUCCCUCCACAGUCCCUGUAACUGAAACUCCGGCCCCAUUUGCAGUCAGUAACGUCUCCCUUAGCCCUGGAGAAACGAAAGAGGUGCUCUGUGUUCGACCCUGGAUUCCUGAAUGGACCAACAACGGUCAUGUUUGCAUCGUUUGCGAGGUUUCGGACCUAUAUGAUCCUGCGCCUGCGCAUCCUCCUACGAGAUGGGAUGUGAAUGAUCGUCACGUGGCACAGCAUAAUGUGAACGUACGAUUCAACGAAGCUAGGAGGUUCGGUAUUCUGAGCUCCAUGUCUGCCUUCGCUUUGCCGACGAAGGCGAACAUCAAGGUUUCGAUUCGUCAAGCCCCGAAGGACACGUUCAAGCCUGCGAUGGCGAAGUUUGGACUGAAGGGAAGAAAGAACGUGAGUGAUUCGACGCAGGCAGGUCUACUGGACCGUUUCGAGCCUGGAGAUACACUGCCCAAGGAAGCCCCCCACGAUGUGGAGUGGAAAGACUCCAAACCUGGACUACAAAGACCUUUCCAUGCCUUCCUCAAAUUGCCAGAAGAUCACGGGGAAAAUAGUGCAGCAAUCUACUUUGUCGAACAGCAUGACGACAAAGGAAAGCUCGUCGGAGGUGUAGCGGUCAUCCUCCUCGGUGGCAAGCAGCCUGAUGUUCCACGAAUUCAACCAGCAGUUCCUGCAAUCCCCGUUGCUAUGCCUUAUCGCCCCUACGCCACGGAUCCAGGAAGCGGCAUCAUGUUACCAGAUGGGCUAUUCGUUUCAAUCCUCGGCCAGCAGUAUAUUAAUGUCGAGACUCGAAACAACGGUGGUGCCAUACUCGACGGUCUUUCACUCUAUAUCGAGGGAGUCGCAGAUCCGGCUAUAUCGGCGCCCAUUCGAAUCACAUCUCCUCUUGGAGGUCGUGCUCUUGGCGGAGCAUCCUUCAAGUCAAUCUUCUCUGCUGAUUUCACUAAUGCAACGCCAGGAGCAACCAGAGUUUCCUUCAUUGUACAGCAGAGAUCAGGUACAACUACUACCAGCGUUCGAGUUCUGAAAAAGAUCUUCGUCGUCGGUGUUGGGCUUGACAAAGCGACCAAGACGUGGCAGAUCAAAGUACCUGAAGGGACGUUGCACUACCAUGCGAGAACGGUAAUUGCACCCAAGGAUUUCGACAAGAUGGGCUCCACAAGUCCAGGGUGCAAGUGUCCGGACUCUGGUGAAGACAAGGAAAUCACCCCGAUUCCAAUUUUCCCUCUCUCAGGCACACUGUUUUGGGUCCCUUCCACACCUUAUGCUGGCACUCACGGACCCCUUCCUUUCGAAGAUCCUGUUAACAAAGUCCUAGCAGGUAUCGUUGCUGGCAUUAUAACCUUGAUUACUCUCAUUGCGUGGCUCAAGAAAUUGUUUGAUGACGAUGACGACGAAGGUGGUGCUGAUGGAUCAUCGGGUGGCGGUGGAGGGGACAGCACGAUCGGUGGAGGAGUCAGCGGCACGUUUGACGAAACCACGGGUGAGAUCACUUGCUGCACAGGCGUUCAAGUCAUUACUGAUAACAAAUUCCUGGGAGCUAUCACAACGCUUGCGAUCGCAGCUUGGGUUUUUACCUUUAUGCAGGAUGGGAAGGACUUGCAUGAGUAUGGGAGGGAUAACACGACGCCAGCCGUGGGAGAGCUGACGAUUGGGGAGUUGGUGGAGUUCGAUAUCGUUCCCACUGAUAAGGCGUCUCCUGGGGUAGCUUGGGGUGGAGAUAUCAAAUGGAAAUAUGAGAGGGCCUUGAACAGCGGCCGCACUUUAACCUACGGCACGACAACCCACUCCGAAAACACUCAUCUCCUCAAAUCCUACCGCGUCAGCAUUGAUGGGAAAAUCUCGCCAGACAAGCAUUAUAUACACAUGCGCAAGAAACCUCUCGUUAUAGGGGCUCAAUUCGUCAGGCUCGACGGGAGUCUCUUCAAGGGGUCGGACCUCUACGUAUUUGCUUGGUUGUGGUCCAACCGCGGGCAGAAAAUCAGCGUUGAGUUGAGAGAUGACGGAUACGGCCAACUAGCAGGAUUUGAUGAGGACGGCGCCUCCUUAUCUGCUGAAGAAGGAAGAGACAUUCUCGAGAGAGUCGCUCCGGGCGGUAUGCUGCUUAGAAGCAAGGCAACUAAAACCGUUAGGGAUUGGGAGAGGGGAGUCAUUCCAGUUGACAAGAUCGGAGGACUGCGUGCUAUUGCCGAUGAAGAGGCAAUUCCAAACACAGGAUCAUACGUCGCCGUCGCCAAUUCCGUGGAACAGUACUCGGGCCCGACGACAUGGUAUGUUUUUGUUCUUGCUCAGGACGUCAAUACUGUGGCUGAAGGGAUGGAGCCAAGAGAGGCUGCGAAGACUGUUGGGGGAUUUCUGUUGACUACUGGAUAUAAGUUAAAGUGGGAUGGGAGUCCAUGCGAGAUGGACUAUGAUGCUGUCGUUGAGGUUUUUUGA
This is a messenger RNA of Alternaria burnsii, 2634 nucleotides long. RefSeq lists its product as uncharacterized. The coding region runs from base 1 to 2634 and encodes 877 amino acids. Lineage: Eukaryota; Fungi; Ascomycota; Dothideomycetes; Pleosporales; Pleosporaceae. The record is from RefSeq and is a predicted model, not a curated record. The transcript is spliced from 3 exons.